Python bivittatus (Burmese python) is the source of this 1296-nucleotide messenger RNA. RefSeq names its product corticotropin-releasing hormone receptor 1. The record is from RefSeq and is a predicted model, not a curated record. Gene Ontology annotation, cellular component: plasma membrane; neuron projection. Lineage: Eukaryota; Metazoa; Chordata; Lepidosauria; Squamata; Pythonidae. Gene Ontology annotation, biological process: cell surface receptor signaling pathway; adenylate cyclase-activating G protein-coupled receptor signaling pathway. Gene Ontology annotation, molecular function: corticotropin-releasing hormone binding; corticotropin-releasing hormone receptor activity; corticotrophin-releasing factor receptor activity.
AUGUCUACUCAGAAGCAAAUUUCACUAAAUUCAAUUAAGCUUAUGUCCAGCUUCUCAUGCUACCUGUCUUUUCUUCUCAUCCAGAUUAUUCUCUUCUGGUUCAACCUAGCUGCUGCCUCUAUUGGCGAUGAACACUGUGGGAAUCUUUCUUCUGCCAACAAUAUAACUGGCCCUCAAUGCAAUGCCUUAGAGGAUCUAAUUGGGACAUGUUGGCCACGCAGCCUUGCAGGACAGUUGGUGGCACGCCCCUGCCCUGAGUAUUUCUUUGGAGUGCGAUACAAUACUACAAACAAUGUGUACAGAGAAUGUUUGGCAAAUGGGAGCUGGGCAACCCGUGUGAAUUAUUCCCAGUGCCAAGAGAUCCUCAGUGAGGAGAAGAGGAGCAAAUUGCACUAUCACAUUGCUGUUGUGAUCAACUACCUUGGGCACUGCAUUUCUUUGGGGGCCUUACUGGCAGCUUUUGUCCUCUUCAUGCGACUGCGGAGCAUCCGGUGCUUACGAAAUAUUAUCCACUGGAACUUGAUCACCGCCUUCAUCUUGCGGAAUGCCACAUGGUUUGUGGUACAACUCACCAUGAAUCCAGAAGUGCACGAAAGCAAUGUGCCAUGGUGCCGUCUUGUCAUAGCUGCCUACAACUAUUUCCACGUCACUAACUUCUUCUGGAUGUUCGGCGAGGGAUGCUAUCUGCACACCGCUAUUGUUCUCACCUAUUCAACAGACAAGUUGCGGAAGUGGAUGUUCAUCUGUCUUGGCUGGUGCAUCCCCUUCCCCAUCAUUGUUGCCUGGGCCAUUGGAAAACUCUACUAUCACAACGAGAAAUGCUGGUUUGGAAAGCGUGCAGGAAUUUACACUGAUUACAUCUAUCAAGGUCCAAUGAUACUGGUGCUGUUGAUCAAUUUUAUUUUUUUAUUCAAUAUUGUCAGAAUCCUGAUGACCAAGCUCCGGGCCUCGACCACCUCAGAGACCAUACAGUACAGAAAAGCGGUGAAGGCCACCCUUGUGCUCCUUCCGUUACUAGGAAUAACCUACAUGCUUUUCUUUGUUAACCCUGGAGAAGAUGAAAUAUCCAGGAUAGUCUUCAUUUACUUCAACUCCCUUUUGGAGUCCUUCCAGGGUUUUUUUGUCUCAGUUUUCUACUGCUUCCUGAACAGUGAGGUCCGUUCUGCAGUACGGAAGAGGUGGCACCGAUGGCAGGACAAACACUCCAUCCGUGCCCGAGUGGCAAGGGCCAUGUCCAUUCCUACAUCCCCAACCCGUGUCAGCUUCCACAGCAUCAAGCAGUCAACUGCUCUCUGA